Messenger RNA from Malus domestica (apple), 1998 nucleotides. RefSeq names its product BTB/POZ domain and ankyrin repeat-containing protein NPR1. Gene Ontology annotation, biological process: systemic acquired resistance, salicylic acid mediated signaling pathway; regulation of salicylic acid mediated signaling pathway; defense response to fungus. NCBI's taxonomy places the organism in Eukaryota, Viridiplantae, Streptophyta, Magnoliopsida, Rosales, Rosaceae. Gene Ontology annotation, molecular function: protein binding. Gene Ontology annotation, cellular component: nucleus. The record is from RefSeq and is a predicted model, not a curated record.
AUGGAUAAUGUCAAUGAACUGUCAUCAUCCUUGAGCUUUGCCUCCUCCAAUCUGUCAAAUGGGUCUAGUAGUAACCAUGCAUCUGCCUCAGCCAGUUCCCCACCCGCGCCGAGUAUUGAACAUUACUUGAGUCUAAGCAAACUGAGCGAUAAUCUUGAGAGGCUGUUACUUGAUCCUGAGUUUGACUACAGUGAUGCUGAGAUUGUUGUUGAGGGUAACACCGUGGGUGUCAAUCGGUGUAUAUUGGCUUCCCGUAGUCAGUUUUUUCAGGAGCUUUUUAGGAAGGGGAGUGAUGAUUCGAACAAGGAAGGUAAACCGAGGUAUCUCAUGUCUGAAUUGGUUCCAAACGGCGGGGUUGGCUAUGAAGCCUUCAAGGUUUUCUUGAACUACUUGUACACUGGGAAGCUUAAUCCAUCCCCUCGAGAAGUGUCCACGUGCGUUGAUGAUGGUUGUCCGCAUGAUGCGUGCGGCCCUGCUAUUAAUUAUGUUGUGGAAUUGAUGUAUGCUUCUUCCACUUUCCAGAUGAAGGAACUUGUUCAGCUUGUUCAGCGCCGUCUUUCAAACUUUGUGGAGAAAGCCCUUAUUGAAGAUGUAAUACCAAUUCUUAAAGCUGCCUUCCACUGCCAACUGAGCCAGCUGCUCUCACACUGCAUCCAGAGGAUAGCAAGGUCCGAUCUUGACUACAUGGCCAUAGGGAAAGAGUUUCCGCAUGAAGUUUCUAAUGAUAUCAAAUCGCUCCGUCUCAAAUCUCACGAAAAUGAUGAAUCAAGUAUGAUGGAAAUUGAGUUGAUAGAGGAUAAGAGAAUCAGGAGAAUCCACAAGGCAUUAGAUUCUGAUGACGUUGAACUAGUUGGACUUCUUCUCAAGGAAUCUGAUAUUACGUUAGAUGAUGCUUAUGCUCUCCACUAUGCUGUUGCAUACUGUGAUCCUAAGGUUGUUAAGGAGGUUCUCAGUCUAGGCGAGGCUAACCUCAAUCUUCGCAAUUCCCGAGGGCAUACUGUACUUCAUGUGGCAGCCAGACGUAAGCUGCCAGCAGUGCUAGUUCCUCUUCUGGACAGGGGAGCCUCUGCCUUAGAAACUACUUCAGAUGGUCAAACUCCUGUUGCAAUUUGCCGGAGAUUGACUAGACCAAAGGAUUUUUUGGAGAACACAAAGCAGGGACAGGAAUCUAACAAAGAUCGAUUAUGCAUCGAACUUCUAGAGAGAGAGAUGCGGAGAAACUCAAUCUCUGGGAACGUAUCGAUCAUAUCAGAGGUGAUACCUGAUGAUUUGCACGUGAGGCUGGACUAUCUAGAAAAUAGAGUGGCAUUUGCGCGGUUGUUGUUUCCUGCUGAGGCCAAGCUUGCUAUGGAAAUGGCUGAUGCUCAUUCCACAUCAGUGUACACUGGCCUUGCGGCAUCAAGAGGAUCAAGUGGGAACUUACGAGAGGUUGAUUUGAAUGAAACACCCUCUGGACGAACCAAAAGACUACAAAUAAGAAUGCAAGCCCUUAUUAAAACUGUGAAAAUGGGGCGGCGUUUCUUCCCCAACUGCUCGGAAGUCCUUGAUAAGUUUUUGGACGAUGAGAUGGACAUGGCUGAUUUCAUCCUCGACAAGGGAACUCCGGAAGAGCAGAGAAUCAAGAGGAUGCGGUUCUUGGAACUUAAAGACGAUGUACAGAAGGCAUUUUGCAAGGACAUGGCUGAAAAUAACCGGUCGGUCUUAUCAGCAUCGUCGUCGUCGUCAUCUUCUCCGAAGGACGGGGUAAAUCACAAGGUAAGGAGAAGGUGUUGAUUAUAUUUUUGUAGUAAGCUGUUAGAUUUUCAUAAACUUUAAGGUGUAUCUUUCCUUCCACAUGUAUAUUUGGGAGACUAUUUUUCUGGCUCUCUCCUUAUCAAACAGAUAUGAAUCUGUAAUUCAUAGCUUAAGGUAUUUGGCUUGUAUAUUGGUUAUAAGAAAUUCAGUGUUAACCUUUCCACGAAAUAAAAUUGUAACUCCAAAUUUUCUUUACAAGGAAUA